Molecule: messenger RNA, 10141 nt
Organism: Apis mellifera (honey bee)
Lineage: Eukaryota; Metazoa; Arthropoda; Insecta; Hymenoptera; Apidae
Gene: rno
Product: PHD finger protein rhinoceros
Exons: 11
Coding region: 592-9273 (2893 amino acids)
Biological process (GO): regulation of transcription by RNA polymerase II
Source: RefSeq, a predicted model, not a curated record
CUGCGUAUGCGUUCAGAUGUGUAUACGUGUGUAUCCAGAUUCGUGUGCGAGUCGAUCCUGUCGCCAUCUGUAUUGUCAAUGUUGUCGGCCAGCAGGAACACCACCAGCCCAAUGGACCCGUGAGCAUUUUCGACUCUCCGCCCGAUCUUCUUCUAGACGUCUAUUCUCUCGAUCGCGAGUCUCGACUUUCUCGUGUCGAGUCAUCGAAAGUCUUUCGGCAAUUUUUUACGGUCGAGCCUCGGUGCCGCUCGAGCGUCGCCGCGGAGUAACUCCGUCGCAAUGUUUACAUGCCAGCCGCCACGGCGAUCAGUUUCUCGAAGAUCAUUGUGUUUUUCUAACUACUCAAGGCCUUAUAACGUCACGGAAAACCGAUUUUGUUUGAAUUAUAACUCUUUCUGCUGGAUUGUCCCAUUUAUAACCUCUCCGCGGCGGCCAUCGAGGAUCAACGGCCGCAGACCCCCUGCAAUACAAUCGCUUUGAGAGGAACCAGCUUUCUAGAUAAUAAAUACAUGGACGACUAUGUAAACAUUUUAGGGUACGCGCGGUUUUCCUGCACGUGCCACGUACCGCUAAAUCAUUUGGUAUAAUAGAAUGGCACAGCGAGGCAAACGGAUAAAUAGAAACGACAAUGAUUUGGCGUCUUGCCCAGGCGCAAUCAAAAGGCGCAAAUGUAGGCUGGGUCCAGCGACGGGUUCGUCGUCGCUGGCAGCUACCAUGGGGCCCUCAGAAGAGGAGGAAACGAUGGCGUCGUCCAGUCAAGGAGGGGCAUCCUGGACCCCCAGACCACUUUGUGACAUUAAAAUCUCUAGUAUAUACAAUCGUUCUUCUGCUGAGGCACCUGCAGAAUUAUUUCGUAAGGAUUUGAUUAGCGCAAUGAAAUUACCUGAUAGCGAGCCACUAAGUCCCAAUGAAUAUUGGGUUAUUACCGAUCAAUGGAAGCAAGAAUGGGAGAGAGGUGUUCAAGUACCUGUUAAUCCAGACUCCCUACCUGAGCCAACAGUCACUAUCACACAAGCAACACCCAUAAAGCAGCACAGUGAAUUCAAAUUACCAAAAAAGUUUGUGAGGAUAUCUCGUGAUGAUUAUUUUAAUCCUGAAGAUCAUCACUUAAGCACAACACCAGCAAGAGCAGAAAAAGCUUGUGCUUAUGAUCUUGAUGAUACUGAUAUUGCUUGGUUGGAUGUGUUAAAUGGUGAACGUGCACAGGCUGGUCAGUUGCCUAUUACGGAAUCACAAUUAGAACGUGUGAUAGAAGAAUUAGAAGUUCGUUGUUGGGAAAGAAUACAGACUAUAGUAAAAAAUGAAGAAGGUCUUGGUAUUGAGUAUGAUGAAAAUGUAAUUUGCGACGUUUGUAGAUCCCCCGAUUCUGAAGAAGGAAACGAAAUGGUAUUUUGUGAUUGUUGUAACAUAUGUGUACAUCAAGCAUGUUAUGGAAUCACUUCAAUACCAGAUGGUUCAUGGCUAUGUAGAACUUGUUCUCUAAGUCAACGACCAGAUUGUGUUCUUUGUCCUAACAAAGGUGGUGCUAUGAAGUGUACUCGUAGUGGCCAAAAAUGGGCUCAUGUUUCUUGUGCUUUAUGGAUCCCAGAAGUCAGCAUUGGCUGUGUUGAAAGAAUGGAACCUAUUACUAAAAUAUCCAGUAUUCCACAAAGUCGGUGGGCCUUAAUAUGUGUGCUGUGUCGAGAAAGAGUCGGUGCUUGCAUCCAGUGCAGUAUAAAAACGUGUAAAACAGCUUAUCAUGUAACGUGUGCCUUCAAAUAUGGCUUAGAAAUGAAGGCAAUUAUUGAAGAUGAAAUGGCCGACGAUGGAGUAAAAUUAAGGUCCUACUGUCAAAAACAUAGUAGAACAAAUACAAAAGAUAAAGUUCAAGGCACUGGAAGCAGUAUAGGGAGUGGAGGUGACAAGGCAGGAUCAGAUUCCGAAGAUGCGGAAUCUAGAAGACGCAAGAGGAAAGACAUGACUUCUGAGGAAAAAAAUCAAGCACGCGCUGCAAAAUUACAAGAAAUUGAAGCAGAAUUUGACAAACAUGUAAGUUUAAAAGAUAUUGCUUCGCAACAAUUAGACGUGGAUCCUGAUGGCAUUGUCUAUAUUUAUAAUUAUUGGAAGCUCAAAAGAAGGGCUGGUCAUAACAAACCAUUAUUGGCACCUCGUUGUGGAGAACUUUCGGGUAGUGGAUCCCGUAAUCAAGGACAAGCAGCCGAUCUCGAAAAAAUGAGGACAUUCGUGCAAUUACGUCAAGAUUUGGAAAGAGUCCGGAAUCUAUGCUAUAUGGUUGGCAGGAGAGAGAAAUUAUGUCGAUCUUUCCUUAGAUUACGAGAGCAGACGUUCCACAAGCAAGCUUUAGUAAUGUCAGGUCCACCUUUACCGCCGGCAGCAGCUGCUGCUGUGAUGGAAGCUAAUCAUGGACCUUCGAUAUAUGAUCGAUUAUAUUCUCAUCCUGAUUCAGAAGAUCACACUCAUGAUUUUGACACAAUUGUUGCUAGAAUUGCUGGUAUAGAUUCUCCAACUAGUGAAGAGAAGAAAACUCAACAACAACAGCAGCAGCAACAACAACAACAACAGGACUUCAAUGGUGCCUCUAGUAAAAAAUUGUACUUCAACGGCUCCGUCCGAAGAAAGAAUCUUUAUGGCAGUGAUUUAUCAUCUGUCAGUAGUAGUGAAACGGAUGCGACAAAAGCAAAAACUGAAAAAUCGAAAAACUUGAAACUUGAAACUGAAUCGAGUACAGAAGAGGAAACCAAUGUGUCUGCAAAAACCAAACUAUCACGAAGAAAAGCGAAAAAAGCUGUUCAAUCGGUUGAAAAAUUACACUCGACAGUUAGGGAAAACAGUGAAAAUGAAAAACUUGUGAAUAGUAGAUCGCAUACUCUCGAGCAUAUGGAAAAAGAAUUAGGAAGUGCAUCUGGUAGUGAAAGUGAUGAAUUGUUAACGUUAAGCGGUGGAGCAACAAAACAUUUCGUUGCUUCGGCUAUUUAUUCAGAUACAGAUUCCGAUUCUCAAGAACAUGCGUCUCAUUCUGCAGUGUUAAUUACGAAAGCAGCUGUAAAGGAAUUUUCCGCGGCAAAUUUGUCGAAAAAUUCGCAGAAAAACUUUAAUAAGGAUUCCAGACACGUCGAAUCGACGUAUCACAAUACAGGAUCGAAGAAUAAAGAGAAUCAAAAUAAAACUAGUGUUAAAAAGAAAGAAUACAUACCUUCUGCAUUGAUUGUUCCACAAAGACAAGCUGCGAAGAAAGCUUCGGAAAUCAUGCAACGCACACAACAAGGCAAAAAAGAUAAUUCAGUGCCUGAAACUAUGUCGGAAAUAAUUAAAUCUCCUGUCGAGGAAAUUCCAAAAUCUUCCUCCUCAAAGCAAUCAAAAGACAAAAGUCCUAAUAAGAAACAAAGAGAAAAUAAACAGUCAAAAGAAAUUAAAAAUAAUGACGUGUAUGAUUUCGAUAAAGAAUUUGGAGAUGGGACAGAGAUUUUGGCAUAUGUACCACAGAGGCAAGCUGCAAAGAAAGCUGCAGAACACAUCAAAAGUGGUAUGGGUAAUAAAACUACGCAGCAAAUCGAACAAGAAACAUUCGAUGGAAGAUCGAAAAAGGAAUCUCCAGAGACAGGGAAAAGGAAAGAAUUUAGGAAAGAUGAUUCUUCUAGAAAAGAGGAAUUAUCUUCGCGAAAAGAAGAAAUAUCAUCUUCGUCGUCAUCGUCGUCAUCCUCUUCAUCUUCUUCUUCGUCUUCAUCCUCUUCCUCGUCCUCUUCCUCCUCGUCAUCUAGAAAAGAAGAUCUCUCAUCCAGAAAAGAAGAAUUGGUUUCGAAGAAGGAAGAAUCCUCGAGAAAAGAAGAAAUCUCGAAAGAAAGUCGUUCGAGAAGACCUAGGAAAUCAAGUACGCGAGAGACAGUGCUUUCGAGUAAUAGUGAUAGCAGCAGUAGUAGUAGCAAUAGUUGUUCUAGUUCUACAGAAAGUAGCAGUGAUUCGGAAAAUCCGGAACAUAGGAAAUUUUCAGAUGAAUUGAUAGAUGGUUCUUCUGCUACUACUUCUUCCGAAAGUGAUAGUGGUAACAGAACAAAAAGCAAAGCGAUUCCUAGUUCAGCGAAUCGAAAGCAACAGCCUAGCAAAACAUCACCAGAACGACAAGAAGCUGAAAGAAAAUCAAUUUCAGGGCGGAAACUCAAGAAGCUGCCCGAGAAGAAGCUUAAAACUUCCGACGGGCGGCGGGGACCUGAGUUUCAGCCGCCUACUGAGAGAGAGGAACCUCGUAGAGCCUGCAAAGAACAGCAACAGCAACAACACCAGACACAACAAGAAGCAAGUGUCAAAAAGCAAGAUCAAAGAGAUAAAAAACAAUCAACAACAACAGCAGGAACGGAGGUUGAUGAGGAUUUGCUCAUUGGGUCUGGAGAUAAUGAUGGGUCAAGAAAUAUUUUUGGGACCAGGCCUACCAAAAAGUCGAGUCAAGUUGGUAAGCAGCAAUCCUUACCAAGAAAAGAAGAUAAAAAGAUCAAAUCCGAAGGCAGGAAGCGAAAACCAAACGAGUCCGUUGCGAAAGAUGAGAAGAGCGGGAAAGAAACGGUCAAAAAAUCGGAGAAACGGUUAAAUGACAAACAAUCUGUUAAGGUAAUAGAAAAGAAAGAUGAAGAACAAAGUAAGAAAGACGAACAAAAGAUUAUCGAUCAAGAAAAAGCUGAGUGUACGGAUAGCUCUUCAAAGAGCGAAGAGAAAAAAGUAAAGAAGAUUGGAAGUAAAGAUGCGAUAAAUAUUUUAGAAGAAGAAAUGAAGCAACGUAGAGCGGAAAGAGACAGCCCGAAAAAAUCACUGAAAGGAUUAGACAAAUUACUGGAAAAACGUGAACAUCACGAUAAAAUGUCUAAGAGUAAAAUUUCUGAAGUAAAGAUUGAAAAAGUUAUUUGCGAUGAAGAAAAAGAAGAAAAAGAAUCUGUGGAAGAAAAUCAACAAAUAAAAGAGGUUAUAAAGAACGAAGAUCGUAAAAAUCAUAUUAACGAAAGCAACAGUACUAUUGAGAAACCAAAACCAGAAGAGCGAAUAGAAGAAGAAAUAAUAAAAAAGGAUAUUGCUGAGAUAUCUCAAAUUGAGAAAAUUACAUCUGGAAAGAAAAAAACCGAUCGGAAUUUGGGGAAAAGUCAGGAAAAUGCUAUUGAACAUCAACAAAGUGUUGAAUUGCAAAAUAUCGAAUCUCAAACAAUUUCUCUUGGAGAAAACGUUCAAAAAGAAAGUAACGAAGAUGAUAAUGGUAAAUCUAUUUUGGAAAGAGUCGAAAAUUCAGAAAAAGAACAUCAAAAAAGACGAAAAUCUGCGAAUAGAUCGAUCUUCUCACCACAACAUGGCAAAGAUGCAAGUGUUUCAGAAUUGUUUGAUUUUGAUCAAGAUAUGUUAACGGAAGAAAUAGUAAAUGAAGAUGGAUUCGGUAUAUCUAGAGACGCGGAAGAACGGGGUGUACCGUUAAGUUUUUCAUUCAAUAAUGAAUUAUGGUUUAAGGAAGAUUCGAAAGAGGAUAGUGCUAGAGAAACGUUGCAUCUUGUAGAGAAGCUACGUAUGGAACUCUCAAAAAAGUCAAAUUCUAGUCAGAUUGAAUUAGAGGCAGUACCUGUAGAUGGUGAAGUUAAAAAGGAAGAAUCACCUAUAGAAAAGACAUACGAGCAACAGCAACAACAAUCGCAGCAACAGUUACCAUUACAACUUCAGCAACAGCAACAAACCACUCAACAACAACAAGAAAAAGAGACAAAAAUUCUUGAGCCUAUCACAGAACCAGUUUUGAACGUGAAAAAUAUUGAAAUUUCUGAAGAAGAGAUAUCUACUAACGAAACCCGUCCCAGCAGUUGUAAGAGUACAAUAGAAGAAAAGAGAAAAAGUUGUUAUUCGGGUGGUAACGAUAGAUAUGCAGCUUACGAAGAGGAUCGUGAAACGAACAAAGUAAGCUUGGUGGAACGAUCAAAGCUUGAUCGAGCAGAGACUGACGAAAGAUGGGUUCCACCUAGUAUCAAUAGUUUUCAACUUAGCGAUGUGCAACAUCUAAAUGCUUUAAUGGAAACGCAAAAUCGUCGAUAUGGGAACCAUCAAUUCCCUAACGAAUCUAUUCCAGAAAACGAAUCCAUUGCACGUACUCAUUUGAACGCACCGAGUAUACAAGAACAAUAUCUUCUGCAGCAGCCACAUUCGAUUCUUCACAGUCAGCAAGAAUCGCACGAAAGAACGAUGCUCGAUCAACCAAUAUCCGAAGAGAAUCCUAUGGAAAUGGUAAAUAGACAUUUAAUAGGAUUGCCAGCAUCGGAGGAUGAUCAGGCGGCUGAAAUGAUGGAUAGAGUGCUGGAAAAAGAAGAUGACGUUGUCAGACAACAGGAAUAUGAUCAAAACUCCCCGUACAAUGACAUAAAUGGUCGUCCAGAUACUAGAUGGGCAGAAAGUCAAGUUUUACCGUCUCGUAGAUCCACAUCCUCUUCGAUUACUUCCGCCUCUUCCGCAGAGGAUCAUUCUAUUCCACCGUACAAGAACGUGGCUGGUAUUCCAUUCCCGCCAUGUUCCAUGGAAACAACGUAUUACGCAGAUUCUAGUUACGGUACUGGUCCAGUCAGUCUGUUUCCGCCACAGUCCUGCGCGGCACCAUUACCUUAUCCUUCUCCUGGUCCAGCCCUUUUUCCACCAGCAUUUGGAGCGGCUUUUCCAGGAGCUCAAUCAUUAUUACCCCACGUGAAGCCAUUAGAAGAUUCGCUUAAUCUACAAGCUUCACCAUGUACCGCAGCGUUCACGUCUUCCUCACACAACAUGGCGCUUACAGCAGCUAUGGUCUCGCCUACUAAAAUAGUUACACCACCUCCACCACCACCUCCACCACCUCCCCAAGUCACCGCUCCACCUACAGAAUCUAUAGAGAGAACGCAACAACAAUUACAAACGCAAGUAGCCGAUUCACCCUCUUUGCCUAUGAAUUUCUUGAACACUGUAGCACCGGAAAAUCAUACUAAUGAUACCGUUGUCGAGAGUCUUCAAGAAGCUUUGGCAGAUGGUAAAAGUCAACAUUCUGGGAAAAAGUCGCCUUCUAAACCUACCAGAACCUCUGCCCGCGUCACAUCGUUACAAGGAAAAUCUCCUGGGAAAUCUCCAAGACAAGAUACUCAAAAAACUAUUCCUGGAGCGCGAGGUCGUGGCAGAGGGACGAAAAAUUCGGCGCAACAUUCUGGUUACAGAGGACGUGGGCGUGGAAGGGGGAGAGGACGAGGUAGAAGCGGUCAAAACUCAGGACUUUCUUUGGUUUCCGGUGGUGGUAUCGGUCAACACGAUGAUUCCAUUCAAAACAAGCUAGUCGGUACGGUGUACGAUUUUGAUUCCGACGAAGAUUCGACCAGUGAAGCGAAUAUUGCUGAUUUGCGUACUAUGAGAGAGCGAAAGAAGUCUACUGAUGCUGCAACGGCUGGAGUUGAAAGAAGAGAUUCCACGGUCAUGGCUUCUGGAGAAAGCAUUCAGUCAAGACUCUCUAGUCCGGGAGGCACAAGAAAAUAUUUGGAAGAUAGGAGACUUUCUUGCUCUCCGAAUCAUGAUGAUUCUGCCGUCGUGGAAAGUCAGUCAAAUGCCGGACAAAGUUUUGAUACCGUCCUCCCACUUAUUCCUGGCCCCGUCGAUAUGAGAACGUACAAUUCUACUCUCGAUGCUUCAAGCUCUUCCACUUUACACGGCCAGACAUAUGAGAAUCAUUUCCUUGGUACUUUCACCGGUGUUUCAACGAAUGAUCCUGCCCUUCCUGAUAUCGAGGAAGAUCUCGAAAAAGAACUGAGAUCCGCGCUGAUCAAACAAGGUCAAGAAGAUUGUUCAAAACCAAGUUUUGAUGCAAGUAUCGACGCUUCGUCUUCUGGCUUUGUAGACACUAAUAAAGUCUCUUUGACAGACUCGAGAAAUCAACUGAAGGUGAAGAUUAAAGGCCCUUUCCUUGAUGCAAAUUACGUUGCUACCUCGUCAGUACCACCGCUUGCUCAACAGGCACCUGUAAUAAUUACUCCAGCCGCUACCAGUGCUUCCAUCGCUUCCGGAACAUCAAAUCUUCGACGAAUGCGAAAGAAGGAAUUGCUCAGACAGUAUUGUUCUCAGGAUAUGAAUAUGGAUGAGACAGGAUGUGGAAACCUUGCUACAUCCGCACCAAUUAUAAUGCCACAAAUCAAUCGCACAGUGAUAACAAUUCCUAAAGCGGUCGCCUCGAUGACCAGUAUACCUACAAGAGAAGACUAUAAAGCAGUUGUCGAUGCAAAUAUGGAAAAGAAAAGAAGGAAAGAGAGAUCUACAGGGUUCCUGGAUGCUAACGAGGAAGAGGGAAAUAUCGAGAGGAGGCGUGGUAGUGCUACUAACGGUGCUAGUUCUAGUGGUAAUGCUCCGAUUGGUAAUAUAGAUCGUAGAAGAGGAAGGCAGAGUAGCGGUGGUAGGUCGACAACAACGACCACUACGACCACUACUAUGAAUAGCGGUCCGCCAAAAUUGAAAAUCAAAAUUGGCAAUAGUAUAAUUGGUGGGCAGGAAAGCGGUCAAGAUGAUAGAACGAGGAUCAGACCACCGAAAAAACGAUUAAGUAGUAUACCAAGUACACCAAGUAUCGAAGAAUUGAGAAGAGAAAGUAUGAAAUUUAGACGUAUGAUCAUGGCCGGUUUCGACAACGAUGAAAAAUUAAGAGGCAAAAGUAAAAAAGAUAAGAACGGUAAACGAAAAAAACGACAGUCGAGUAGAAAAGAAGCUAGGGUACGUAUCCUUGAAGGUGGAACCGCCCCACCAAAAUUGAUCAUAAGAUUAGGCAGAGGUAACGAUUCUCCGGAUGAAUUACCGAUUUUACUCACGGAUGAAGAAGAAGAGGAAGAAGAGGAACGACAUCCGACUGAUAGUAGAGUAGGUCCUCCUCCUCCAGAACCUGUCAAAGACGAGCCUAUUUAUCCAUCAGUAACUGCUAACAUAGAAGAAAAACAACCUACUGAUCCCGACACUGGCGGCAGUGCACCUAGAAAUGUUCGUUCGGCUAAAGUUACGCCGAUCAGAUUAAAAUUGACACGUUGUCAAGAAGGCUAUGAGCUAAAGGGCUCGCCUGUUCACGGUGAGGAGUCCAAUUUAAUGACGGAGAAACUACAAAGUCCGGAAGUUCCAAACGAAAUAAGAAAUCCACCGAUCAAAAGCCAAGAAGAAGAAUCCUCUCGAGAAGAGGAGGAUGAAGAAGAGGAAGAGAAUAAUAGUUCUGUACAAAGGGAUUCCUCCACAUGUCCUGCCGCGACAAGUAUACCGCAAGGAUGCCAAGUUAGGUGAUAAUUAAUGAUACUCGUGGAGUAAUGGGGCAAAGAACAUAAACACACACAUACGGUGCUUGUAUGAUUUUUACGAUCGAUCGAUAAAGAAAAUGGACUCGAUAUACGCUUGCGGUUACAAGCUGCGAAAGCAUAUUGCCGUAAUAAGGUGAAAAAACUGUUCCUCUAAGUUACGGUUCAAGAAGAUCGAGGUAUUGCAUAUUCUUACAAGACAAUUUUAUCAUAUUUGUUGCAGCGUAUCGUUGGCUUAGUGGGAAAAAUCGGAAAAAAUCAGAGGACGCUUGAUAUCGUAAGAAACUUCAGAUAUUUUUGAUUAUUUAUUUUAAAUUAAGACAAAUCUUGUAUUUUGUCAAUAUUACUAAGUUGAAUUUUACUUCAAUAAUAGAUCAAGAAUAAUCAAAUCAUUAGUGAUCAAAUAUUUUUGUUUUGCAGAUAGUUCCAUUUAGGUUCGAGAUCAAUAUUUAAUCAAUUAUCAAUAGGAAAUUAAUAUUGAGUAAGAAUAUACAUGGUUGACAAAUUAUGGAAUAUGAACUUUGUCAACUGUUCCCACUAAGCCUAUGAUAUGAUAAUUUUUGAUACAGCAUUUUUAUGAUUUCAUGCAAGAUUUUACAAAAUUAAACAUGAAACAAAAACACUCAUUUUGGCGAGAGGAACAAGAUGGUCGCGACUUCUAAGAUAUACUCGUUUUGGAUUCGCUUCAAUGGAACGUUCUCCAACAUUAAACGAGAAGGAUUUAUACUCCUCGAGAAAAAAAUAAUCCGGUUUUAUUCUUAAACAAUACUCGAGAGAUGAAAACGGGUGUGCCAUUUCACGGCGGUGACGAGAUGUCUGUUUUUUCCCUAAAAAAAAAAAAAAAAAGAAAGCAAAUU